Molecule: messenger RNA, 3528 nt
Organism: Pteropus alecto (black flying fox)
Lineage: Eukaryota; Metazoa; Chordata; Mammalia; Chiroptera; Pteropodidae
Product: filaggrin-2
Exons: 3
Biological process (GO): establishment of skin barrier
Cellular component (GO): cornified envelope; nucleus; keratohyalin granule
Molecular function (GO): calcium ion binding; transition metal ion binding
Source: RefSeq, a predicted model, not a curated record
AUGUCUAUCCUCUUGAGAAGUGUCGUCACCGUCAUCGAUGUCUUCUACAAAUACACCAGCCAAGAUGGGGACUGUGGCACGCUGAGCAAGGUUGAACUAAAGGACCUUCUGGAGAAAGAGUUCCGCCCAAUUCUGAAGAACCCAGAUGAUCCAGACACAGUGGAAGUUAUCAUGCACAUGCUGGAUCGAGAUCAUGACCGAAGACUGGACUUCACUGAGUUUCUUCUGAUGGUAUUCAAGCUGGCGAUGGCCUGCAACAAGGUUCUCAGCAAAGAAUACUGCAAAGCUUCAGGGUCAAAGCAGCGGAAGCAUGGGCGUGGUCGCCAACACCGAGAGGAAGAACAUGGAACAGAAGAGGACGAUGAGGAUACAUCAGGACAGAAAUCAGGUCACAGAUAUUCGAGUGGGGGUGAGGGAGAGGAGCAUGGUCAUGGUUCUGAGGGCGCAAGGGGACUUGCCAAACAGAGACGUGGGUCCAACUCCAGGAGGCAACAUGACCAGGAGGGAUCUGAGAAAAGGCGCCGUGGGUCUAGCUCUGGCCACUCAUGGAGUAGUGGCAAAGAAAGUCAUGGUUCCAGCUCUGGUGAGCUGGAAGGAAACAGACACAAGUCACAUGUCAGCCCCUCAAGGGAAUCCGGAGAGGCAUGUGAAUCGGGAUCUGAAUCUAAGAGUGGGAGAAGGAAGGGUCGUGGUGGCCUGCCAUGUGGAUUGGAAGCCGGAGGGCACGAAUCAAACUCUACUCAGUCGAGCGGGAGUGGAGGACAAAAGAUUGCAUCUAGCUCUGGAGGUUCAGGAGACAAUGGAAGACAAAGCCAGGCAGGUGGUUCCAGCAAUUCGAAGGGGUGUGGAGGGCCACGACAUGCCUCUAGUUCUUGUAACUCUAGGGCACACUGCCAACCACAGAGCUGUGGAGGCCAACAGAGAAGAGGAUCAGGUCAGUCCUCAUGCUGUGGACAAUAUGGGUCUGAGGAAAGUCAGUCUUCCACUUAUGGUCAACAAGGAGCUGGUUCCUGUAAACAGCCAUUGAACCCUCCUCAGAAAAAAUCUAAUUCAAAUGAAUUUUCUAAAAAUGGUCAACACGGGUCUGGCUCAGGUCAGAGCUCUGGCUUUGGACAACACGGGUCUGGCUCAGGCCAGGCCUCUGGCUUUGGCCAACAUGGGUCUGGCUCAAGUCAGAGCUCUGGUUUUGGCCAACAUGGGUCCAGGUCAAGCCAGUCCUCUGGCUUUGGCCAACACGGGUCUGGCUCAGGCCAGUCCUCUGGCUUUGGUCAACACGGGUCUGGCUCAGGACAGAGCUCUGGCUUUGGCCAACAUGGAUCUGGAUCAAGCCAGUCAUCUGGCUUCGGUCAACAUGGAUCUGGCUCAGGCCAGUCCUCUGGCUUUGGCCAACACGGGUCUGGCUCAGGUCAGAGCUCUGGCUUUGGCCAACAUGGGUCUGGCUCAGGUCAGAGCUCUACCUCUGGCCACCAUGGGACUGGAUCAAGCCAGUCAUCUGGCUUUGGUCAACAUGGGUCUGGCUCAGGUCAGAGCUCUACCUCUGGCCACCAUGGGACUGGAUCAAGCCAAUCAUCUGGCUUUGGUCAACAUGGGUCUGGCUCAGGUCAGAGCUCUACCUCUGGCCACCAUGGGACUGGAUCAAGCCAAUCAUCUGGCUUUGGCCAACAUGGGUCUGGCUCAGGUCAGAGCUCUACCUCUGGCCACCAUGGGACUGGAUCAAGCCAAUCAUCUGGCUUUGGUCAACAUGGGUCUGGCUCAGGUCAGAGCUCUACCUCUGGCCACCAUGGGACUGGAUCAAGCCAAUCAUCUGGCUUUGGUCAACAUGGGUCUGGCUCAGGUCAGAGCUCUACCUCUGGCCACCAUGGGACUGGAUCAAGCCAAUCAUCUGGCUUUGGUCAACAUGGGUCUGGCUCAGGUCAGAGCUCUACCUCUGGCCACCAUGGGACUGGAUCAAGCCAAUCAUCUGGCUUUGGUCAACAUGGGUCUGGCUCAGGUCAGAGCUCUACCUCUGGCCACCAUGGGACUGGAUCAAGCCAAUCAUCUGGCUUUGGUCAACAUGGGUCUGGCUCAGGUCAGAGCUCUACCUCUGGCCACCAUGGGACUGGAUCAAGCCAAUCAUCUGGCUUUGGUCAACAUGGGUCUGGCUCAGGUCAGAGCUCUACCUCUGGCCACCAUGGGACUGGAUCAAGCCAAUCAUCUGGCUUUGGUCAACAUGGGUCUGGCUCAGGUCAGAGCUCUACCUCUGGCCACCAUGGGACUGGAUCAAGCCAAUCAUCUGGCUUUGGUCAACAUGGGUCUGGCUCAGGUCAGAGCUCUACCUCUGGCCACCAUGGGACUGGAUCAAGCCAAUCAUCUGGCUUUGGUCAACAUGGGUCUGGCUCAGGUCAGAGCUCUACCUCUGGCCACCAUGGGACUGGAUCAAGCCAAUCAUCUGGCUUUGGUCAACAUGGGUCUGGCUCAGGUCAGAGCUCUACCUCUGGCCACCAUGGGACUGGAUCAAGCCAAUCAUCUGGCUUUGGUCAACAUGGGUCUGGCUCAGGUCAGAGCUCUACCUCUGGCCACCAUGGGACUGGAUCAAGCCAAUCAUCUGGCUUUGGUCAACAUGGGUCUGGCUCAGGUCAGAGCUCUACCUCUGGCCACCAUGGGACUGGAUCAAGCCAAUCAUCUGGCUUUGGUCAACAUGGGUCUGGCUCAGGUCAGAGCUCUACCUCUGGCCACCAUGGGACUGGAUCAAGCCAAUCAUCUGGCUUUGGUCAACAUGGGUCUGGCUCAGGUCAGAGCUCUACCUCUGGCCACCAUGGGACUGGAUCAAGCCAAUCAUCUGGCUUUGGUCAACAUGGGUCUGGCUCAGGUCAGAGCUCUACCUCUGGCCACCAUGGGACUGGAUCAAGCCAAUCAUCUGGCUUUGGUCAACAUGGGUCUGGCUCAGGUCAGAGCUCUACCUCUGGCCACCAUGGGACUGGAUCAAGCCAAUCAUCUGGCUUUGGUCAACAUGGGUCUGGCUCAGGUCAGAGCUCUACCUCUGGCCACCAUGGGACUGGAUCAAGCCAAUCAUCUGGCUUUGGUCAACAUGGGUCUGGCUCAGGUCAGAGCUCUACCUCUGGCCACCAUGGGACUGGAUCAAGCCAAUCAUCUGGCUUUGGUCAACAUGGGUCUGGCUCAGGUCAGAGCUCUACCUCUGGCCACCAUGGGACUGGAUCAAGCCAAUCAUCUGGCUUUGGUCAACAUGGGUCUGGCUCAGGUCAGAGCUCUACCUCUGGCCACCAUGGGACUGGAUCAAGCCAAUCAUCUGGCUUUGGUCAACAUGGGUCUGGCUCAGGUCAGAGCUCUACCUCUGGCCACCAUGGGACUGGAUCAAGCCAAUCAUCUGGCUUUGGUCAACAUGGGUCUGGCUCAGGUCAGAGCUCUACCUCUGGCCACCAUGGGACUGGAUCAAGCCAAUCAUCUGGCUUUGGUCAACAUGGGUCUGGCUCAGGUCAGAGCUCUACCUCUGGCCACCAUGGGACUGGAUCAAGCCAAUCAUCUGGCUUU